Messenger RNA from Cinclus cinclus, 4394 nucleotides. It is a transcript of the gene RALGDS, whose product is annotated as ral guanine nucleotide dissociation stimulator. The record is from RefSeq and is a predicted model, not a curated record. Lineage: Eukaryota; Metazoa; Chordata; Aves; Passeriformes; Cinclidae. The transcript is spliced from 18 exons. Gene Ontology annotation, cellular component: plasma membrane. Gene Ontology annotation, molecular function: guanyl-nucleotide exchange factor activity. Gene Ontology annotation, biological process: positive regulation of GTPase activity; Ras protein signal transduction. Bases 1 to 2550 code for a protein of 849 amino acids.
AUGGUGAGCCGCCGCCGGACCCCGCCGCACCAUGUCCCCGCCGGCCCCGAGAGGAUGUUCGAGGGCUGCCGGCGGGCGAGGAGCCUCUGGGGCGGUGUCAGGCUGGAGGUGGCCGGAGAGAGCAGCCCCGUGGUGCUGCACAGCUUCACGCAGCUCGACCCCGACCUGCCGCCUCUGGAGAGCUCCACACAGGAGAUCGGAGAAGAGCUGGAGGAUGGUGUGAUCUACAGCAUAUCCCUCCGGAAAGUGCAGCUCCAUCACACGGCCAACAAAGGGCAGCGCUGGCUGGGGUUUGAGAACGAGUCAGCCUUAAACCUCUACGAGACAUGUAAGGUGCGGACGAUAAAAGCUGGGACCUUGGAGAAGCUGGUGGAGUACCUGGUCUCAGCCUUCAAGGGCAAUGAUUCCACCUAUGUCACCAUCUUCCUGUGCACUUACCGGGCCUUCGCCACCACCAAGCAAGUGCUGGACUUGCUGCUCAACAGGUAUGGCAAACUCCACGUGCAGGCGAACGGGGACCACGCCAGGCACACUGUGGACGAGAGGAUGGAGCUGAAGAACACCAUCUCCUCCAUCCUGGGGGCCUGGCUGGACCAGUACUCAGAGGAUUUCCGCAAGCCCCCCGACUUCUCCUGCCUCAAGCAGCUCAUCUCCUACGUGCGCCACAACAUCCCCGGCUCCGACCUGGAGCGCCGAGCCCGCAUCCUGCUGGCCCAGUUCCAGCAGCAAGAGCAGAGCGAGGCUGAGGCAGAAGCUGUGGACCACGGCAGCUGCACAUUCCAGCUGGUGGAAGAGAACGGGGUCGGGGAUGGGAAGCCAGAUUUCCUCUCCUUCUCCCCAGAGAUGGUGGCAGAACAGUUCACACUGAUGGAUGCUGAGCUGUUCAAGAAAGUGGUGCCUUACCACUGCCUGGGCUGCAUCUGGUCCCAGAGGGACAAGAAGGGCAAAGAGCACCUGGCCCCCACCAUCCGUGCCACGGUCUCCCAGUUCAACAGUGUGGCCAACUGUGUCAUCUCCACUUGUCUCGGGGACAGGUCCCUGAAGCCACAGCAGAGGGCCAAGGUGGUGGAGCGGUGGAUUGAAGUGGCUCGGGAGUGCCGCAUCCUGAAGAACUUCUCCUCCCUCCGAGCCAUCCUCUCUGCCCUGCAGUGCAAUGCUGUGCACCGGCUGAAGAAGACCUGGGACGAGGUCCUGAGGGAGAGCUUCCGCACAUUCCAUGAGCUCUCAGAGAUCUUCUCAGAUGAGAACAACCACUCACUGAGCCGGGAGCUCCUCAUCAAGGAGGGCACAUCCAAAUUUGCCACCUUGGAGAUCAACCCAAAGAGGGCUCAGAAGCGGCAGCAGCAGCAGCGAGAGAUGGGUGUGAUGCAGGGCACUAUUCCCUACCUUGGCACCUUCCUCACGGACCUGGUGAUGCUGGACACAGCCAUGAAGGAUUUCCUGGAUGGAGGGCUGAUCAACUUUGAGAAGAGAAGGAAGGAGUUUGAAGUCAUCGCUCAGAUCAAGCUGCUUCAGUCAGCCUGCAACAACUACAGCUUCACACAGGAGGACCAGUUUGUGGAGUGGUUCCACAGCCUGGAGCGGCUCAGUGAGGCCGAGAGCUAUGGGCUGUCAUGUGAGAUUGAGCCACUGUCAGAGUCAGCCAGCAACACGUUGAAGGCCAAGAAAAACACUGGCAUCAUUAAGAGAUGGAGCGACCGGCAGCCACCAAGCACCGAGCCCUGUGCCAGCGGCAGCUCCCACUCGAAAUCCUUCGACCAGCUCAAGUGUGGGCAGUACCUGUGCAGUGGGGACGCCACCGACUCGGUGAGCGUCACCUCCGCCGGCUCCAGCAGCUCCGACGUGGAGGAGAUCAACAUCAGCUUCAUCCCCGAGUCCCCCGACUGCCAGGAGAAGAAGGUCAGUGAGAUCCCUCUGGCCUCCCUCCCCCAGCGCUGGUACGCCCCGUCUGUGGCCGACGGAGAAGCUAAACCCACUGUGUCCUCCGCAUCCCCUCUCCUCCCUGCCCUCCAGUUCUGGGAAUCCACCUCCCUCUCUUCCCUGGACACGUCAGGCAUCGGCUCAGGCUCCAGCAGUGCCUCCUCCUCUUCUGUCUCCUCCACGCCGGUGACGGCCUCCCGCACACACAAGCGCUCGGUCUCCGGCAUCUCCAGCUACUCCUCACUCUCGCUGCCCCUCUACAACCAGCAGGUCGACGACUGUUGCAUCAUCCGAGUCAGCCUGGCUGUGGACAACGGCAACAUGUACAAGAGCAUCCUGGUGACGAGCCAGGACAAGACCCCCGUGGUUAUUCGCAAGGCCAUGGCCAAACACAACCUGGAUGGGGACCGGCCUGAAGACUAUGAGCUUGUCCAGAUCAUCUCGGAGGAGAGAGAGCUGAAGAUCCCUGACAAUGCCAAUGUCUUCUACGCCAUGAACUCCGCUGCCAACUACGACUUUGUGCUCAAGAAGCGGGGCUUCUCCAAGGGGGUGAAGAUCAAGCAUGGCUCCAGCUCCACCCUGCCCAGGAUGAAGCAGAAAGGCCUGAAGAUCGCCAAGGGCAUCUUCUAGCCUCAGCCCCACUGCCACCCAUCACCGACGGGGCCUUGGGGGCAGCUGCUCCGGGCUUGGCUGUGACGGGUCCUUGUGCCACCCUGCACAGCAGAGGAGUGACCCUCACCCAUGGGCACUGGCCAUGCACCUCCCUUCCACACCCAGAGCUGAGUUGGGCAACUGGUGUCGGCCUCUGCCUCUCUCUGCACAAGCCCCUGUUUCAAUCAGGUCUUUUUUUUUUUUUUUUUUUUUUUUUUUUCUACACAGGAAGGCAGCAGUGGGGGGGGGAUUUGUCUAUGUUUUGUUUUGUUUGGUUUUGUUUUUUAACCUUCCACGGUGCGACACUCGUCCAGCCCGGCCAGCCCAGAGCUGGAGCCCACCUCUGCCGUAGGUGCCUUGUGUGUGAGCGAGCCGGGGAGCGGUGACUCGCAGAGGGGCUGUGUGACAGAGCAGAGUAGGAGCCACCACCACCCUGGAAGGGGCUGUCAGGCCUCCUUCCCAGCUUUCCCGGCGUUACCUCCGCAUUUGUCCUCCCUGGGAUCGCUGGCGUUGCCACCACCGCACAGCUCUGCCUGUCCUUCCCUUGGGAGAAGCCACGGAUGCCCUGGGCUGGGAGGUGAGCUGGAAGGAAGGAUGCAGCCCUGCACCAGUGCUAAGCCCCGUGGAGGAGGCUGUGGCCAUGCCAUCAUGGAGUGGGGGCCUCGUGCUCUCCCCAGCUCGUGGUCUCGCUCCUCUCCCGAUCCAGUGCAUCCUCCAGCUGGACUGGGCAGGCCCACGUUCAAACUUGCACCAAAGAUCAAAUGCCAGUGUCUCUUCUGCCGAGGGGGAGCUUUGGGCCAUGCCCCCAGCGCUGCCAGCCUGAGGAGCAGGAAGAGGAGAGCAAAGUUGUGUCUGAAACUGUGUAAAUAGAGACUUCGGGUCUGCGUGGGCAUGCAAGGGGCUGGAGAGCUCAGGGUUCUCCAGCUGCCCCAGCUGCCACUGCCUGACCCACAGAAAGUGCCACUCACCUUGGGCUUUAACCAGACUUUUUCAAACACUGACCAUGGGAGAAGCAGCAAUGAGACUUCUUUUGUAUAAAACAAAAAAGUUUACUGAUUUUUUUUUUUCAGUAUUUAUUGGUUGUAAAUAGAAGAGGCAAACUUGUACAUUUUACUAAUCCAGCCUCCCCCUGCCCUGCAGCCCAGUCCCUGUCCUGUGCUCCCCUGGUAUUUAAGGCUGCUGGGAGGGACGCUGGCAGCAGCAGCAGAAGCAGCAGCAUUGCUCUGCUGUGCUCAUGGGGUGGAGACCCUGCCAGCCUCCCCCUCCCAAAUUCUCUACCACUAAUUGGGGGCAGUAAUGCUUGUUUUAAUCAUUGUAGGAAACACUAACCAAAGCGGGACCUUUUGUUGCUCCUGCCUCCAUCUCUGUUUUUAAAGCACUUCAUUCCAGCAGAUCUUUUCUGUUUCCCAUCUGUCAGACUUCCCAGGUGCUUGUGGUGCCUUCCCUGGUUCCAGGACAGGGACCACACUCCAGGGGCUGGGGCUUGUGGCAGAGUUUGGGCCUGGUGGGGAAGAGGCUGCUUGGGUGUGAGUGUGGCUGGCACGGAGCUCCUCCAGCCCCGCUGCCCAUGAUGCACAUGAUGGGAGCUCCUGGCUCCCUGACGCAGGGGCAGCCUCCUGCUGUCCCCCCUGCCCCAAAGCCCCUUCCCCUGGGCACCAGCACCCCUGGGAGGGUGUUCCUUCUGCUCUGUGCCUGCCUGCUCUGGGACUGACUGGCUGUACCGUAUGUAUUUUGUACCACUUCAAUGAAGGAGCACACUGCCCAGUGUGACUUGUACACAGCAAUGUAAUUAGUCUUUGCAAUAAAAUACUGAUGCUCAAACA